ACUGCCAUGCCAUACCAUAAAUGAGAACUCAAAAUCCAAAUCCUCUCUUUGAAUUUUAAAAUCAAAGACUCUUGAUCCUUUGGUGGUUUCGUUUGAUUUCCCCAGCAAAAGAAAAUAAAAAUUGAAUAAAAAAUGCAGGUGAAAGCCCUAUCAUUAGCCCUCCCUCCCUUUUCCAACAAUCCUGAGUCCCAAAGGCAAAGGCAGAGAUUGUGUCUUCAUUUGCGUCCUCUUUCACACCACAACCGUUGCUCCAAAUUAUCACUCACAUCUCAGACCCAUUCCCAAGAGGAACAAUCUUCUAUUUCUGACACACUAACUGCACACACUAUAUGGGCCCAAAUGAAGCACAUUGCCAUGUUUAGUGGGCCUGCCACUGCCCUCUGGAUCUCUGCGCCCUUCAUGAGCCUCAUCUCCACCGCCCUCGUUGGUCGACGCAGCUCCACUCACCUCGCUGCUUUAGGCCCUGGAACCGUUUUUUGUGAUAACAUGAACCUCUUGUUCAUGUUCCUUUCCAUAGCAACUUCCAACUUGGUUGCUACUUCGCUUGCAAAAGGGGACAAAAAACAAGUGCAGCAUCAAAUAUCUAUGUUGCUUUUUGUUGCCUUCAUUUGUGGCUCACUCAUGCUUUUGUUUACGCAAUUUCUUGGCUCCUGGGCGUUAACCUCUUUUACUGGGCCAAAGAAUGUACAUAUUGUACCAGCAGCAACCAAAUAUGUUCAGAUUCGUGGCUUGGCAUGGCCUGCUGUUCUUUACGGACUGGUUGCUCAAAGUGCAAGGUGUGCUUCUUCCCAUGCAACAUCUAUUAAUCAUCUCCGCCUGUGUCUGAAAGCAUAUUCGUGGGGACCUCUGAAGGCUUUGGUCAUUGCCAGCACUGUGAAUGGCUUUGGUCAUGUAAUCCUAUGCAGUUUUCUGCGGUAUGGUAUAGAGGGUGCAGCAUGGGCAACAAUGGCAUCCCAGAUUGUAGCAGCUUUUAUGAUGAUCGAAGCACUGAACAAGAAAGGAUACAAUGCUUUUGGUUUUUCAUUUCCAUCGUUCUCCGACUUCCUGCAGAUAUUUGUGAUUGCUGCACCUGUGUUUGUGACGAUGUUCUCAAAGGUGGCUUUUUACUCCCUUCUUACAUAUUUCGCCACAGCUAACGGUACUCAUACAGUUGCAGCUCAUCAGGUUGGCUUUACUUACAAAGUUAUGAUUCAAAUGUACAGCAUAUGUGUAGUAUGGGGGGAGCCUCUUUCUCAAACCGCACAAUCAUUUAUGCCUGAGUUAUUGUACGGGUUCAACCGAAGUUUGAAGAAGGCACGAAUUCUGCUGAAGUCACUGGUGAUUAUUGGAGCAUUGCUAGGACUAGUAAUCGGUCUUGUAGGAAUGUCCGUUCCUUGGUUAUUUCCAAACAUAUUUACCCCUGAUCUUAAGGUCAUACGUGAGAUGCACAAUGUGUUGAUUAUGUUCUUUAUUGCUUUAUCUGUGUCACCCUGUACUCACAGCCUCGAGGGUACAUUAUUGGCUGGCAGGGACCUUAACUUUAUUAGCUUAUCAAUGAGUGGAUGCUUCUCCCUCGGAGCCCUUUUACUAUUGAUUGUGAGUAGUAGAGGCUAUGGUUUGCCUGGUUGCUGGUGUGCUCUUGUAGGAUUUCAAUGGGCUCGAUUCUUCCUUGCUCUCCGGCGCCUUUUCUCUCCUAAUGGCGUUCUUUACUCUGAGGAAGACCAGUUUGAACUUGAAAAAAUGGAAGCUGCUAAGUUGUGAUUUUUCCACAAAUUGUGCGUGGGAAUUAUUCGUGUACCCCAAGUUUUUUUCUUGCUAGAUGUGUGACCUAUUUAGCUGUCAAAUUGUUUCUCAUGGAUGUAAAAUUUUGUAGUUCAAACUGCUAUUGUUAAAACCAGCAAUGUAUAUAAUGAUGAACGAGUGACAACUAAUUUGGAUACCAGUACCAAAGGAAAAUUCCAGGCUAUCGCAGCAAUACCUAUAAUACAAAAUGCUUACCUACGCAGCA
This is a messenger RNA of Cajanus cajan (pigeon pea), 1987 nucleotides long. Its product is annotated as protein DETOXIFICATION 46, chloroplastic. The record is from RefSeq and is a predicted model, not a curated record. Gene Ontology annotation, biological process: transmembrane transport. Gene Ontology annotation, molecular function: xenobiotic transmembrane transporter activity; antiporter activity. Lineage: Eukaryota; Viridiplantae; Streptophyta; Magnoliopsida; Fabales; Fabaceae. Gene Ontology annotation, cellular component: membrane.